This is a messenger RNA of Pseudoliparis swirei, 1972 nucleotides long. It is a transcript of the gene rcn2, whose product is annotated as reticulocalbin 2. Bases 48 to 1004 code for a protein of 318 amino acids. The transcript has 8 exons. Gene Ontology annotation, molecular function: calcium ion binding. Lineage: Eukaryota; Metazoa; Chordata; Actinopteri; Perciformes; Liparidae. The record is from RefSeq and is a predicted model, not a curated record. Gene Ontology annotation, cellular component: endoplasmic reticulum.
GCUGAUAGAUUUAGCAGGUUUCAUUCAACGUGCAUGCUUGUAUCACCAUGCAGGACGAGGCUGACGCACAUAAAAUGGCAUCCUUUACAUUGUUGGUAAUGCUGGUACUUCAGUUUGGAUUUGGACAAAGCUCUCAUAAACAUCUCCAUGAAGAUCAUCAUAUUGGCCAGCAGCACGACCCUGAACAUGACUUGAACAUCCUGCUGGGCGACGAGGACACAGACGAGAUAAAGAAACUUAGCCCAGCAGAACAAAGGAAAAAGAUGCUGGAAAUUGUCAAGCGGAUUGAUACAAAUGCCGAUAAUCAGCUAAAUGCAGAGGAGAUCACGCUAUGGAUUCAGCACGUCUAUAGAAAAUAUGCUCUGGAUGAUGCAAAGGAGCGGUUCCCUGAGUUUGACACUGACAAAGAUGGUGUUGUAACAUGGGAGGAAUACAACAUGGUCACUCAUGACCAGCUUUUUAGUUUUGAAGACGCUGUUCUGGAGGAUCCAGAGCAAGAGUCUCUCAGAAACCUGCACCUGAAGGAGAGGAAACGCUUUGACUUUGCUGAUGUGGACGGCACAUCUGGGCUUAAUGUGACAGAGUUUCUCGCCUUUACCCACCCAUCUGAAGUGGAUCACAUGGCUGAUUUUGCCAUUGAAGAUGUGUUAAAUGAAUAUGACACCGAUAAAGAUGGACUCAUCAAUCUGAAUGAAUUUAUUGGAGAUGUCCGUGGCGAGGAGGAUUCCCCUACACAGUGGGAGAUUGAAGAAACAGAGCGGUUUAAAGACCUCUAUGAUCAAGAUAAGGAUGGCCAGUUGAAUCGAGACGAGCAGCUCCGCUGGGUGGCCCCCAAUAGCUACGGCUCGGCAAGAGAAGAGGCUCUUCACCUCAUCAAGGAAAUGGACCACGAUGGAGACGGGCAGAUCUCCGAGGCCGAAGUCUUGAAAAAUCAAGAAACAUUCAUGAACAGUGAAGUGACAGACUAUGGCAGACAGCUGCAUGCGUCACAUGAUGAACUAUAACUAGACUUUAUGUUCUUGUUUUCUCAUUUGUUUUCAUGAAGAUGUAAUGUUUUUUAUUAUCUUGUACUUCGACAUUAGACAUGGAAUUUACAUCAUGGUUGAUCUUAUCCGUCAACAAGCGUUGGCAAUAUUAAUUGACAUGGACAUAAUAACAUGAAAACAUAUAUGAUAACACCAGUAGCACAAGGUUCCCACCCUUCCUUGAAAACAGUUAACAGGUUUUCAGUCAUAAUGUCCUACAAAAUUAUUUAAACAUUCUUUUAUUUACCGUCAGCUGACAAGUAACUCCUAGUCUAUCUCCCUGAUCUCCACAAAAUGCAUAACAUUUCCCUCUGAAAGGGCUUAACUUUUGAGAAUCAUAUCAACUGUUGAAUGGUAGUUUAUGGACAAGCUGUUGUUGAUUUAGUGGAAACACUGUAAACACCCCAGGUCAUGUCACAUAGUAGCCAUCAAUGCCAGUAGUCAGUAAUGCAGAUUACUACUGAAGUGGCCAAUACUCUAAUAUGUAGUGUAAGUUACGUUCUCCUUCGAAUGUUAAUACGAGUCCCUGCUGGCUGGUAAUUGUGGUCAUUUUGAUCAUAUAUUCAUUUAUAUUACUAUAUGAGCAAGGUGUCUUAAUUUCUAAGCACGUAAUCGAUGAUUUAAUUGCUAAGUUAUAGCCAUAUACUUUACAUCUUUUAGGUCAGACAUCCACAGAGAGAAACAUGUUAGUGUAUGGCAGGAUCCCUGUCUGUCAUAGCAGCUAGACCCUCACUGAAAAUGUCCUGGAAAAGUCCUGUCAAAUGUAGAAAGUCUAGAAACGAGUGGGAACCCUGACAGCACCAACACAAGUUGCACAACUCUUAAAUCAUCAUGAGUUUCCUUUCACAUGUGCCCAAAGUAAACUGACAAGAGUUCAUGUCCAGUUGUUGUAAUCCCUGAUAUGUUGCAGCUCUUCCUCAUUUAAAUAAAAAGAGUGUUGUGUUCGA